Molecule: messenger RNA, 4308 nt
Organism: Thelazia callipaeda (thelaziosis nematode)
Lineage: Eukaryota; Metazoa; Nematoda; Chromadorea; Rhabditida; Thelaziidae
Source: the annotation of a GenBank genome assembly
AUGUUACUAUCUACAUUCAGAGUUGCUGAAGAAAUGCAAGAAGUCAGAAUAGACUAUGUGAAAAAUAUAUUGGCAGUGGAUGCUACUUCCAUGUGCUGCAAAGAAGUGAAUAAAGUUUGUAAAGUAGCUGCCAUAACAGACGAUAACGAAUACGCAUAUUUGCAGCUUUUUGAGCAAGAAUGUGAAAGUUGCAUGGAAAUGGAAAUAAAAUUGAAAAGAAGUCAAUUUUGUGGGCAUCUGUGUCUGACAACGCUUGCUUCUCAAGUAAAUAAAGUGAAUGGUGCACAAACACUUAAAAAUAAGAACCCCGUAACUGGAUUUUGUAAUUUCAGUCUAUACUGGGUCCAGAAUAAGCGCUAUGCAUCAGCUCUCGCUACACCAUCAGAAAUAAUACAUACUUCGGCAUAUUUAGAAAAACCUGCAAGCACAUUUAUAAUCAGCAUAAUUGAACUUGACAAGGCAAUAUUAAAAGACAAAUUAAGAAAGCCAGAAAGUGAAGCAAUUCUUCUCACAAUAAAUUUGAAUAAUUGCAGUAACACAUCAAAAGGAAUUUCAGAAAAAAUGGUAUGGUUGCGAAGAAAUGGUGGCACAUGUACUUUGACAACUACUGCUGCGACUUCAGAGCGAUGUCAGAUUAUGCCUAUGCUAAAGAAACGGCACGAAGAAGUUUUCUGUGCUUCAGUGACUAUUGCAAUUGCGGAGAACGUGAUUGCCACACCAUUAAUUACGCCACAAUCAGAAUAUGAAGAAGUAACACUCUCUUCAAAGCAUCUCUUUACUUUCUAUAGGCUUGAUGCAUAUAAAACUUUAGCAUCACAUAACCGAGGUGCUAAUGUCAAGUUGAAACUACUUGAAACACGAGAAGAGACAGAAUUUUCGACUUAUCAAAUAAAACAGGAAGAUGCGAUGGAACAAGUAACCACACUACUCCCUGAAGUUUAUUUUGGUGGUCGACUUGUUUUUGUGACUUUUGCUGCAACAGAAAGCGCAAUUGAUGUAAUAUUUCAGUUAAUAUCAAAUGCAGUUUCUGCAAUGGAAGUACAUUUGAUGAAAACGGUAGCAAAUGAGGGAAUACCACAAGUCUAUAUCAGUCAGUCAGCAGGUUUAGAAGAAAACAAUCAAGUAGUAGCUUUGGAAUGUAAUGAUGCAGUAGAACAUCUGGCUGUUUCAUGGAAGGCAGCGAAUUUGGCCCAAGUAAACUUUAUCACUGCAGAAAGUAGUUUGAAAACAGAGAAUCUCGUUAUUCAAUAUCAACAUACAGAAGAGAACGCAAAGGUUAAAAAAACGGUAAAUUUAGCACUUUACGGUGGACAGCAGAGUCUUGGUACAAGAGCAGCUGGUGAAGUUAUGGCAAACAAGUAUUACGAAUUUACAUCCAAACAUAUGACUAGUGUAGAAGUAGAAUUAAUGUGUAAGAUUAUUGCUACUGUAACUCCGUGCACAUUAAACACCCAAUCAAGUAAAUUUGAAAUAAGCAAACAAGUAUACCAGAUCCAGAAGAAGCUGGCUGCUGAAAAGGAUACCACGCGAACUUUCACAGUUGCGCACUUGCAAUGUAUUACAUUUAAGACUAAAGAAAGUAUGACUGAAGUAGAAACGGUUACUGCUCAAUGGCAACGUUGCAAGACAACUUCUGAAAUAGCUUAUAUAUGCCUCGUUGAAAAACGUUUCGGUGGAACGAUAUGUUUGUCUACAGAUUUUGCUCAAGAAGUAAUUGUCACCUGCGAAGUUCCUCUAAAAGCUUUCUUUUCCGUAGAAAGUGCUAGUUUCAUUCAAUCCAUCGCUUUCCAGAGCAUGGAACACCCCAUACUUCUAACAGCAUCCAGUACUGAAUUGCAGAAUGACACUGAUUGCUGCUUAUAUCAUCCACCUAGCAUUUGCCAGUCAGAGAUUACUGUUCAUGUUAGUAAUCAAGCUGGGAACAUAAUUAAAAAGCUAGCCGAAAGUACUGUUAUUUUUGAAACCAUAACCACUCAUUACCAGCAAUCAGAUGUACUUCAUUCAUUUUCAGGAAUAAUUCCUGAAGCUCGUUAUGGUGGAUCACUAAUCUUGAACACCUUAGCUAUAACAGAAACAUCUGUUAUUGUGAACUUCAAUCUAAUAUCUGCAUCUUGCAAACAUAUGGAAAUGGAAUUCAUUUGUUUACAUAAAAAUUGUAUAGUUGAGAAUUACCAUGUAUUAGCAAGUACCGAAAAAACUACUUUAACAAGCAUUCAGCUUGAACGAGUCAACAAUGAAGUCUUCAAUUCUGUAACUGUUAAACAUGUACCAUGCAAAGGUAAUGGCUUAAUAGUUAAUUUUAUGGAAUCGUCAGACAUCAAUGAAUUCAACAAUUUCAUGCUCACAAGUCAUGCAGAAGCAGGUGUGACAGCUGCAAUCACUUUGAAAGAACCGCGUUAUGGUGGCUGCGCAAAACUGCAUACUACAUAUGCAUCUGAAGAAAUUGUUUCAAGCAACAGCAUACUGAAGAAAGAUAUGAUGAAACAGCAAAUAGAACUAUGCAAGAAAACAGCAAACUGGGCCGACUCAAUUACUUUCACAAGUCUAGCUUGUCAAGAAGUCGGGAUUUCUAUCAGCUCGACAUUAGGAUCCGUGAAACAAGCUUAUUGUGAAACUUCCAAGAAAUUGAUGAUACCAAAUUGCGAACAUGAACAAAAGUUUGAUACAAGGGAGUGCACUGAAGUAGCGCUAGUGAAAAACUUUACCUUGCAAAAAUCUUCAACUUACAAAUCGGCACUCUUUACUGUGAGAACUAAACAAGUCAGAGGCAAUUGCGAGUUGCAGUGUAAAUCGCCAAGUGAAGUGUGCGCAGAUCUGUAUAAGUGCUUGCAGUCUAGAUUACCUUUAAAGCAACACGCUGGUGUCACAUUGAUAAUCAGUACAGUACGUAAAGGUCUAGGCGUUGCUAUGAAAGUGAUUGAGACAGAGGAAACAAUUUUCAAUGCUGAAGUAUCAUUCGAGAAACAAAACUUGGCAGCAAUAAAUACUUACAAUGAAACGAACGUUAUGUCUACUGAAAUAUUACCAAGUAUAGAGAGUGUAGAAUCAGAUUUGCGUGAAAUGGAUUUGCGCAGUCAUUUAUAUGAAGUUCAUGAAAGAUCUGAUCCACAGUUGUUUUCUGCAGUGUUUUCAUCUCAUUCUUUCCAAUUAGAUUCCGUGGAGCAGACGUUGAUACGGCAUGAAGCAGAAUUGCGUGCGGAGAAAUCGCGCUCAAAUGGUGAGGCAGAAAUUUGUAAUUCAGAACAUGCAGUAGAGCGUGAUAACUUAACGUGUGAAGAGCAAGUUGAUUUGAAUUUACGAUUAAUAGCCGAAGGAGACGGAGAACGAGAAGAGAAAAUCGAAAAAAGGGUGAGUUUUGCUGCUGAGGUAACGGAGAAAACGAUGGCAGUGGAACAACAAGAACCCCCAAAGAUUGUCAAAAAACCAAUGAAAAAAGAACAGCGGCUUGGAUAUCGAAAUGUUUUACGUCAGAAUGAAGCACCAAACUUCAUACCCGUACGUCGAAAUAGCCUGCUUCUGGCAAUGGAUCUUGGUAGUUUUCAUAAUAUACCUCAUUACAAGACUCUUGAGGAUGUUAUUCGAGGAAUCAGAAAGGCUGGUUUGGAGUAUUCGAAUUUAAUUUUUGGGAUUGAUUAUACAAAGUCAAACAAGUAUCAAGGCGAACGAACAUUUGACGGAAGAAACUUACAUUCCCUAUGUUCAGAUGAAAUGAAUCCCUAUCAGCAGGUAAUCGAAAUAGUUGGGAAGACUCUAUCAUCUUUUGAUGCCGAUGGAGUCAUACCAACCUAUGGAUUUGGUGAUGAAGAAUCGACUGACAAAAGCAUCUUUAAUUUAUAUGAUCGAAAUGAUGUGCAAGCAGAAUGCAACGGUUUUGAAGAAGUACUGAGGGUGUACAAUGAUAAGACACCAUUUAUUGAAAUGUCAGGACCAACAAACUUCGUACCUCUCAUCGAGCAGGCCACAACUAUUGUUCGGCAAAAGCAGUCAUACCAUAUACUAGUUAUCGUUGCUGAUGGACAAGUGACUAAUGAAAAAAUCAACCAAAAAGCUAUAGCUGCAGCAUCACGCUAUCCAUUAUCAAUUAUAAUGGUUGGCGUUGGUGAUGGACCAUGGAAUAUGAUGACUCGAUUUGAUGAGACAUUGCCAAAACGAAUGUUUGACAACUUUCAUUUUGUGGACUUCCAUAAAGUGAUGUUCAAUGCUCCGAACCAGGAAGCAUCAUUUGCUUUAAAUGCCCUCAUGGAGAUUCCAGAUCAGUACAAAGCAAUUAAAGAACUUGGUCUACUCAAGAAUUCACAACGUGGUUAG